AUGUUCUCGGCCAUUCAUCUCUUUACCUACCCAACCUCGACUUCAGGAAAAACAUACCUCGUAAGGUACGGUCCUAUCACAUUUCCAGUCACUUGGUCAGAAUCAUAUUUGGAAGUGAUUGCUGACAUAGAUGCGCAUUACUUUGCAACACAGGGGCCUCUGCAAGAUGACGAAGAUGACGGGGACUCAACCAUCGGAAGUGAUGCCGCGAGCUCAACUGCCUCGAUUAGUUCGAGUAUCCUCCAUUACCGGACCUUGAAUGGCCGAACAUAUCAUAGCGAUAGCGUAACCGAUGGAGAGUAUUGCCAUCAUGCAAUGACUGUUUGUCUGGAUGGCACACUUUAUAAUGCCCCUCUUCCAGAAAAGAUUGAGAAUGCCAUUGAUCUUGGCACAGGCACAGGUACGCCAACUCUCUGCACUGUCUUGGCGACUGUUUCCUCAAAUACUAACUCCCGUCGACAUUCAGGACUGUGGGCCAUCGAUUUUGCCGAUAAAUUCCCUAACUGUACCGUUAUGGGUACCGAUAUCUCACCUAUUCAACCCGGUUGGGUCCCUCCCAAUAUCCGUUUCGAAAUUGACGAUUACAACAAGGAAUGGAUCUACAAGUCCGGUUUUUUCGACUACGUCCACCUCCGUUGGCUAGCCUGUACCGUCAAGGAUUGGCCUGCCUUUUAUAGGGAGGCUUACCGCGUUUGUAAGCCGGGCGGUUACAUUGAACAUAUGGAUCUCAACGGAGUGACCGAAUGCGACGAUAGUUCCCUAGAUGGCGCUGUUCGUGCUAUGCACCAAUGGGGGCCUAUGUGGCACGCGGCUGGAAGGAAGGUUGGGUAUGAAGUUGAUAUGCUUAGCAACAACUUCAUAGAGAACGGGAUGAAGGAGGCCGGUUUCGUGAACACAGUAGUGAAGGAUUAUAAGGUCCCUCUUUCCCCCUGGUCCACGGACCCCAAGUUGAAGGAGCUUGGUCUCUUCUUCCGUGCUGCCAUUUUUCAGGAUCUUGAAGGAUCUCUCCAGUUUAUGUGGGGUAAGAUGAUGGGGUGGACUCCAGAGAUGAUCAGAAGCUAUGCCCAGCAUUUUACGAGUGAGUUGAGGAACAUGGACCUUCAUCCGUACUUCGUCUUCCGCGUGGUGUACGGCCAGAAGCCAUUGGAUGCUUAG
Messenger RNA from Sordaria macrospora k-hell, 1155 nucleotides. NCBI's taxonomy places the organism in Eukaryota, Fungi, Ascomycota, Sordariomycetes, Sordariales, Sordariaceae. The record is from RefSeq and is a predicted model, not a curated record.